This is a messenger RNA of Culicoides brevitarsis, 2027 nucleotides long. It is a transcript of the gene dah, whose product is annotated as dystrophin-1. Gene Ontology annotation, molecular function: zinc ion binding. The record is from RefSeq and is a predicted model, not a curated record. Gene Ontology annotation, cellular component: synapse; plasma membrane. Bases 83 to 1867 code for a protein of 594 amino acids. Lineage: Eukaryota; Metazoa; Arthropoda; Insecta; Diptera; Ceratopogonidae. Gene Ontology annotation, biological process: synaptic signaling. The transcript is spliced from 2 exons.
GGUCAGUGUGUUUUUUUUCGGGACUAAAUCGGAAUUAAAUCAAAUUCUACUGAAGUUAAAUCAGUAAAAAACUCAAAAAACGAUGAAAAGUGUUCAAGAAGACGCCAAAGGCUACGUUUAUUUCAUGAAACAGGACAAAAACAGCGGUGAAAGUACUUCGUCCUUGGACUACCCAAAAUUCCUGGAAAAAUUCACAGAAAUUCAAGCGAAACAUGAAAAAACAAAAUAUUUCACAUACCGAGUGGCCGGCAAAAUAUUCGAUUUGACAAAUAAUUUAUUGAGAACGAACCGGAUCCCAUACCAACUUGUGCUGGGAAUCCUCGACAGACACCGCAUGAUAAAUUCCUCCGUGAUGACUCCCAAAGUAACGACGGAAGUUUGUUCGGAAAUCUUCUAUGCGGCCUACCGUCUCGGCUACUUGCCGCAAGAAGAGAACUUGGAAGUCUGCAAAUAUUCGUUGCUGAAUCUCAUUUGGAACAUUUUCGAUGCGAAACGAAACAAAACGAGCAUCGCCGUUUCGGACUUUAAACAAUUGAUGUUGAUGCUCUGCGAAAGUAGCUGCUUCCAGUCCAAAUUGUACGAAUAUUUUGAUUUGGUGUGCGAUCACAACCAGUUGCUGCCGCGUGCCAAAUUCGAAGCGAUGAGUGUUUGUUUUGCCCGGAUUUUUGCCUACAUCGACCCCAGUGCCAGUCAGUUUGGCAUGAAUUGGAUCGAAGACACGGUCCGGGAGUCCUACGAGCACCUUUCAGGCCUUUGUGGACUCACGCAGCUCCAAUUUUUCGAUUUGUGGUCCAGUAGUACGAGUAAAUUUGCGUCUUUUUCGAAUAUUGUGGCGCUAAUUCAACGACUGCACGAGUCGCAGUUUGUGGUGCAUCAAAAAGAGUGCUUUGGAUGUCACGCGAACCCCAUUAAAGGCUUGCGAUUCAAGUGUCAGCAGUGUCGGAAGCUGUCGUUGUGUCUGGCGUGCUUCAGUACCGGCUUCUCCAACGGGAAACACACGACAUCUCAUAAAAUGUACGAAAUCAGUUCGGAUGAGAGAACCUCCUGUUUCACUUUUGGCAAGUUUUUCUCGAAAAUGUGCUCAAUGUCGCACAACAAAUCGAUGGAAAAGCAGGAAAUCCGCAUCGAAGAGACCGGAGAUGAUGGCGAAGUGAAUCAAUCUGUCGUCAAAAUCGCGUCACACUCGAUGAAACGUGGAACAAUCAAUAAAUCCAUGAUUUCAGGGUAUGGCUGGACCGAUGGUCAACGAACCCUUUCCCGAAGUGCCGCCAUAAAUGCCACAGGAAAAAUCCUAAAAAUCGCAGAAGCUCUCACAGAAACGCAAGAAACACUUGCGAACAAUCUCAACAUGUUCAAGCAAAAUUUGAAUGAUGAGCAACUGAAUUUCCUGAAAUCGCAUUGCGAAACACUCGAACAACACAUUAAAGAUUUGCGCGAAUGUGGUCAAGUAUCGUCAGUUCCGUUCUCGAGUACGCCUUUUAGAGCCACGACGCAUAAUGUGAAAAAGCGUCCGCCGUUGUUGAACACAUCAGCACCACUUUUCAACAGUAUUCGCGGAACGGAGCUGAAUAAAACGUUCCUCGAAGAAAAUAAGAGUCUUUCAAUAAAUGAUCUCAGUAAUUGGUUCCAGGUCGACAAGGAUUGCAGUGAGGUGCAAGUAACGCAAGACGACAAUUUUGUGACAACAAUGACGAAAACUGAUACAAAAAUGACGAAUUUCAAGAAACUGUUGUAUCAAGUCAAGGAAAUUGUGGAUGACUCGUAUAGUGAUAAUGCUUUGCUCGCGGAAAAGACAAAAACGCUAGAAAAUGAACUCGAUAACAUUAUUGCGAACGAAGAGGAAAGACGGAGUCAGAAACAUGGUUAAAUUUUUUUUAUUGUUUAGAUCUCUCAUUAAUCUAAAUAUAUUAAACGCUUCCAUCACGCUUUUACACAAGAAUCAUGAGAAAAAUGGUUCAUCCAGCUUUCACCAAUAAUCUCGCACAAUUAUUUCUUAAGCUUUAAUAAAAUCAAAUUGUUUUUUUUAA